CUAAGGAUUAUUCUUUAAAAUUUACAUUUCCACAUUUUCAUAUUUAAGAUAUAUUUGUGUGUUUUCAGAUAAUCACAAGGACUGUUCUGGUGUGUCCUUACAUCUCACACGCCUGCCACAGCCUUUAAUUGCUGGCAUGUACCUUAUGAUGUCUGUUGACACUGUUAUACCAGCAGGAGAGAAAGUGGUGAAUUCUGAUAUUUCAUGCCAUUAUAAAACAUAUCCAAUGAAUGUCUUUGCCUAUAGAGUUCACACUCACCAUUUAGGUAAGGUAGUAAGUGGAUACAGAGUGAGAAAUGGACAGUGGACAAUGAUUGGACGCCAGAGCCCCCAGCUACCACAGGCUUUCUACCCUGUGGAACACCCAGUAGAUGUUAGUUUUGGUGACAUUCUCGCAGCAAGAUGUGUAUUCACUGGUGAGGGAAGAACAGAGGCCACACAUAUUGGUGGCACAUCUAGUGAUGAAAUGUGCAACUUAUACAUAAUGUAUUACAUGGAAGCCAAGCAUGCUGUUUCUUUCAUGACCUGUACCCAGAAUGUGGCUCCAGAUACGUUCAGAACUAUUCCGCCAGAGGCCAGCAUUCCAAUCCCUGUGAAGUCUGACGUGGUUAUGAUGCAUGGACAUCACAAAGAAACAGAGAACAAAGAUAAGACUGCUUUACUGCAGCAACCGAAACGGGAAGAAGAAGAAGUAUUAGACCAGGGUGAUUUCUAUUCACUACUUUCCAAGCUGCUAGGAGAAAGGGAAGAUGUUGUCCAUGUGCACAAGUAUAAUCCUACAGAAAAGGCAGAAUCAGAGUCAGACCUGGUAGCUGAGAUUGCAAACGUAGUCCAGAAAAAGGAUCUUGGUCGGUCUGAUGCCAGACAGGGUGCAGAAUCUGGGGAGAGGGGCAAUGCUAUUCUUGUCAGAGACAGAAUUCACAAAUUCCACAGACUAGAAUCAACUUUGAGGCCAGCAGAGAGCAGAGUUUUAUCAUUACAGCACCCUGGUGAAGGCGCCUGGGAACCAGAACACACAGGAGAUUUCCAUGUAGAGGAGGCACUGGAUUGGCCUGGAGUGUACUUGUUACCAAGCCAGGUUUCUGGGGUAGCUCUGGACCCUAACAAUAAUCUAGUGAUUUUCCACAGAGGCGACCAUGUCUGGGAUGGAAACUCUUUUGACAGUAAGUUUGUUUACCAGCAAAGAGGACUUGGACCAAUUGAAGAGGACACUAUUCUUGUUGUAGAUCCAAAUAGUGCUGCAAUACUCCAGUCUAGUGGAAAAAGCCUGUUUUACUUGCCACAUGGCUUGAGUGUAGAUAAAGAUGGAAACUAUUGGCUCACAGAUGUGGCUCUCCAUCAGGUGUUCAAACUGGAUCCAAACAGUAAAGAAGGCCCUCUGUUAAUCCUGGGGAGGAGCAUGCAGCCAGGCAGUGACCAGAAUCACUUCUGCCAACCCACCGAUGUGGCUGUGGAUCCAGACACUGGAGCUAUCUAUGUGUCCGAUGGUUAUUGCAACAGUCGAAUUGUACAGUUUUCACCAAAUGGGAAUUUCCUCACACAAUGGGGAGAAGAGUCUUCCAGGAGUGGACCUAAACCAGGCCAAUUCAGUGUUCCUCACAGCUUGGCCCUUGUUCCUCAUUUGGGCCAGUUGUGUGUGGCAGACAGGGAAAAUGGUCGGAUCCAGUGUUUUAAAACUGACACCAAAGAAUUUGUGAAAGAAAUUAAGCAUGCAUCGUUUGGAAGAAAUGUAUUUGCAAUUUCAUAUAUACCAGGUUUGCUCUUUGCAGUGAAUGGGAAGCCUUACUUUGGAGAUCAAGAACCUGUACAGGGAUUUGUGAUGAACUUUUCCAAUGGGGAAAUUAUAGACGUCUUCAAGCCAGUACGCAAGCAUUUUGACAUGCCUCAUGAUAUUGUUGCAUCUGAAGAUGGAACUGUGUAUAUUGGAGAUGUUCACACAAACACUGUGUGGAAGUUCACAUUGACUGAAAAAAUAGAACAUCGAUCAGUUAAAAAGGCUGGCAUUGAAGUCCAGGAAAUCAAAGAAGCCGAGGCAGUUGUUGAACCCAAAAUGGAGAACAAACCCACCUCCUCAGAAUUGCAGAAGAUGCAAGAGAAACAGAAACUGAUCAAAGAGCCAGGCUCGGGAGUGCCCGUGGUUCUCAUUACAACCCUUCUGGUUAUUCCGGUGGUUGUCCUGCUGGCCAUUGCAUUAUUUAUUCGAUGGAAAAAAUCAAGGGCCUUUGGAGAUUCUGAACAUAAACUCGAGACAAGUUCAGGAAGAGUGCUGGGAAGAUUUAGAGGAAAGGGAAGUGGAGGUUUAAACCUUGGAAAUUUCUUUGCAAGUCACAAAGGCUACAGUCGCAAAGGGUUUGACCGCCUUAGCACGGAGGGAAGUGACCAAGAGAAAGAUGAGGAUGAUGGAAGUGAAUCAGAAGAAGAGUAUUCUGCACCUCUGCCCACACAGGCACCUUCCUCCUGAAAACCAGGCUUUAUUUAGGUUGAAUGAGAUUUACCAAGAAUGCCAGAUUCCUUUCCCUUUAGCACGUUUAAAGUUCUGUGCAUUUACUUGUAAACUGUACUAGUCUGUGUGAGACUGUACACAUUUUAUUUACUUCAUUUUGGUUAAGUUGUCUUCUGUUUCUAGUUGAGGAGUUUCCUAAAAGUUCACAACAGUGCCAUUGUCUUUAUAUGAACAUAGAAUAGAGAAACAGUUCUCUUCUUCCAUCAUAGUUACUAAUCUGCGAUGGAAGGUUUGCUCACUUACAUUUUUGAGACUUUUUAUGGAUGUAAAUAAUGCCAUUCUCUGCUUGAACACAGUACUUUUCCCAAUAACACUCCCAUUGCCAGUGUCUUUCUUUGGUGCCUUUCCUGUUCAGCAUUCUCAGCCUGUGGCAGUAAAGAGAAACUUUGUGCUACACGACGACAAAGCUGCUAAAUCUCCUAUUUUUUUAAAAUCACUAACAUUAUAUUGCAAUGAGAGAAAGAAAAAAGUCUCUAUUUAAAUUCUUUUUUUAAAUUUUCUCUUCAGUUGAUGUGUUUCUGGGAUGUCUUAUUUUUAGAUGGUUACACUGUUAGAACACUAUUUUCAAUAUCUGAAUGUAAUUUGUGUAAUAAAGUGU
This is a messenger RNA of Castor canadensis (American beaver), 3101 nucleotides long. The record is from RefSeq and is a predicted model, not a curated record. NCBI's taxonomy places the organism in Eukaryota, Metazoa, Chordata, Mammalia, Rodentia, Castoridae.